This is a messenger RNA of Argentina anserina (silverweed cinquefoil), 1136 nucleotides long. RefSeq lists its product as uncharacterized. Bases 93 to 995 code for a protein of 300 amino acids. The record is from RefSeq and is a predicted model, not a curated record. Gene Ontology annotation, cellular component: preribosome, large subunit precursor. Lineage: Eukaryota; Viridiplantae; Streptophyta; Magnoliopsida; Rosales; Rosaceae. Gene Ontology annotation, biological process: maturation of LSU-rRNA; maturation of 5.8S rRNA. The transcript is spliced from 8 exons.
CCCAAUCUCUAAACCCUGAAAUCAAUUCUCACAAGCAAUCAAGCUCCAGCAGAAAAGGUCCGACCUUGAAUCGGUUUCAUAGCAGAGAAGCCAUGGCGGAGGAGACCCAGUUAGCAGAAGCAGCGAGACGACCAAACAAGAGGCGAAUAGGGAAGAGCAAGGGCUCCUCCAAAGCCAGAAAGAAAGCGAAGAAGAUGCCGCACGCUUCAGACGGAAGCAGGGCCAUGAAGCCCAAGAAGAUUGACCCCAAAAUGAAGAAGCUUUAUCGAAAACGAGCCAGAGAGUACGAUUCUGACGAGGAAGAAGACGAGGAGAAGGAGAGUGAUGGGUCUGAAGAGGAAGGAGGAGGAGAAGAGAGGGAAGCAAAGGAGAUGAGGGAGUUCUCGGAUGAGGAGGAAGAAGGUGAAGUUCAGCCCGGAAUUACGAAGCUUUCGGAGGGAUGCAAUGCGUUUAGGUCGGCUUUCAAAAGCAUUAUCAAGAAGAGCGUGGCUGAAGAUGUGUUGGGACCAGUAUUAUCAGGCAACAAAAAGCUUAUUGCAGAAAAGCUUGCUGAAGAGGAUGCUGAGCGUAAGGUCAAGGGAGACGUUAAGGAUAAACAAUUGGUAAUAGAAAAGGGGCAUGUUCUCAAUCCUGUCAUAUAUGACCCGCAUGAAAAGUUUCUAAUCAGUCUUGCUACUAGAGGAGUGGUCACAUUGUUCAAUGCUGUCAGCAAGGCACAAAAUGCUCAGAAAGGACUGGAUCCUUCCAGGUUUAAAGAUGCAAAAGUGAUAAGAAAGCGGAGGAAAGAAGCUUUCUUUUCAGAGUUGGGGAAAAGUAGUUCUUCAAAGGCUCAGACAUCUAAAGGCUCAGUGGAGAAUGAAGGGCCUGCCUGGGCUCCAUUGCGAGAUAAUUUCAUGCUAACAAAUUCCAAGUUGAAGGAUUGGGAUAAGAUGCCGGAGCAAGUUGGGAAAGAUGACAUUGGAAGGAUGUCUGAAGAUAGUAGUUCCGAUGAUUAGUGGUAUGGAACUUCUCAAACAGAUGUAUUCUUGGUUGGGCAAAUACUUUGUCUACUCGAAUGUUAUCCUAGUAUCACUACAACCUGAAAAUUUUGUCCCCAACAUUUUGCUAUUUGUUUUAAACGAGUGGUUGAAGAUGUG